Cercopithifilaria johnstoni is the source of this 1404-nucleotide messenger RNA. The record is from the annotation of a GenBank genome assembly. NCBI's taxonomy places the organism in Eukaryota, Metazoa, Nematoda, Chromadorea, Rhabditida, Onchocercidae.
AUGGCGAGACAUGAGGGUGGUUUAUUCGAACAUCGAACACGUUAUAUUAUUUUGUUGCUUAGCUGCAUUUGCCUAACUUCAAUAUUUUCCAACACAAUUGCGUUGAAUUUCACAUUUAUAUGUAUGACAAAGCCUGUCUCGAAUAAUCAAACAGAAAACAAUGUCGUCGAUUCCGGCCGCUUCACAGCACUUUAUUAUGAACAGAAAGAAAAAUCAGUAUUGCUUUGGGCUGUCGGUCUUGGCACCUUCAUCGGAGUUUGGCCUUUUAAUUAUUUUUAUCUUCAAUUUGGUGCACGAUAUGUUUUCUUUACUGCUGGCUUAUUAUCCGCUUUUUCCACGCUUAUCAUACCUUUUACAGCCUAUAUGGGCCUUAUAUGGUUCGUUGGCGCCAGAAUCUUUCAGGGAGUAGCAUAUGGCGCUGAUUUCGCAGCAGUUGGCAUAAUUACCGUACGUUGGGCAUCACUAAAGCAAAGUGGCUUAUUUAUUGCUGUGCUAACAAGCUUUAACAGCCUUGCGACACUUAUCACAAAUCCUAUUUCUGGUUUGCUUUGUGAAUCAUCGCUUGGUUGGCCAGCUGUAUAUUAUGCACAUGCAGCAUUUGGCAUAUUUAUAUUCACCAUUUGGAUAUUAUUUUAUCGGGAUCAACCAGAAAUGCACAAAAGUGUUUCAGGCAUUGAGUUAGAAAAGAUUCGCCGAGAGAAAUCGGAAGGGUACAUCAGCAGUGAAAAAUAUGUGCCAUAUUGGGCUAUAAUAAAAAAUCCAGCAGUACUAAUUAUUUGGCUCAAUGCUUUUGUUGAACUUGUUGCCGCUUUAUUUUUGUUAUCCUAUGGGCCUACUUAUAUCAAAUACGUUUUGAAUAUCAGCGUUGAAGGCACAGGAUUUUUGGUUGCUCUCCAAGGAUUAUCUUUUCUAUCAUUUCGAAUUACUGCUGGCUUCAUGAGUGAUCAGAUCAAAUGCAUGAACGAGCGCCAGAAACUGAUUUUCUUCAAUACGCUGUCAUUAGUUGGAGCCAGCGUAUUUCUUUGCAUAAUUGGUUUUGUCCCACCUGAAAAUACUUCAUUAUCUGUAUUUGCCAUAGCAGCAAUUCAUGCUCUUAUCGCAUUUAAUGUUGGCGGAUUCUAUAAAUGUAGUACUUUUGUAGCUCGACAGCAUAGUCAUUUCGUUAUCUCAAAUAUACAAUUCAUCAAAUGUGUUGCAUUGCUUAUAUCACCAUUGCUGGUUACAAUAUUUGUUACUGAUGAUUCGGCACAGGAACAGUGGCGAAUUAUUUUCAUAAUUCUGUCCGUAUCAUUACUCGUAGCGAAUUUCGCAUUCUGUUUGACAGCAACUGAUCAACCAGCCAAAUUUACAACACUUCAUCCCCAAAAAAAAAGACAUAACCCUGAAAUUGCUUCUACUUCAUAA